UAUUUCGGGGGGGCGAAAGCGCGCAGCGAUUCUUCUCCUCCGAUUUCCAUUAGGCUUGAUUGCCUGCUCGAUCCAGCGUGCCAGCGGCGGCGCAACAAGCAGGGUAAUCUCCAGCAAUCCGGCGCUAGAUCCAUCCCAAUCUCUCCAGGAAUGAGCGAUCCAAGCGCGCGCGGCAGCAGCAGCGACGGCGAUGGAGGCCAGGAAACCCUACCCGGUGGCGGCAUCCGACUACAGGGUCCUGGAGGAGAUCGGGCACGGCAGGAACGCGACGGUCCACCGCGCGCUGUGCGUGCCGCGCGGCGAGAUCGUCUCCAUCAAGAGCAUCGACCUGGAGAAGUGCCGCAGCGAUCUUGACGAGGUACGCCGCGAGGCCCAGACACUGAGCCUCAUCGACCACCCUAACGUGGUGGCGGCGCUCGCGCUCUUCAUCGUCGGCCAGCGCCUGUGGGUGGUGAUGCCGUACAUGGCCGCCGGCUCCUGCCUGACCAUCAUGCGCGUGGCCCGGCCGUACGGCCUGGAUGAGCUGCUCGUCGCCACCGUGCUCAGGGAGUGCCUCAAGGCGCUCGACUAUCUCCACUUCCACGGCCACAUCCACAGGGACGUCAAGGCCGGGAACAUCCUCGUCGAUCAGCACGGCGGCGUCAAGCUGGGCGAUUUCGGGGUCUCGGCCUGCCUCUUCGAUUGCUACAACCGGCAGAUCGCGAGGAGGACCACCUUUGCUGGCACUCCGUGCUGGAUGGCGCCCGAGGUGCUGGAUCCGGUUUGCGGCUACGACUGUAGCGCGGAUAUAUGGUCGCUGGGGAUCACCGCGCUGGAGCUCGCGCAGGGCCACGCUCCACUCUCGGAUCUUCCGCCCAUGAAGAUGGUGCUGGUGGAGCUCUCCAGUCCGCCGCCGACGCUGGAGCCCGAGAGAGCGAAAGUUUUCUCCAAGAGUUUCAAGGAUUUUGUGGCGUGCUGCCUCCAGAAGGAGGCGAGCAAGCGGCCCACGGCCGGGAAGCUGCUCAAGCAUGGAUUUUUCAAGCACGCCCAGAGCGGCGAGUACCUGGUGGAGCAUCUCUUGCGAGAGCUCCCGCCGCUGUGGGAGCAAGUGAGGGAGCUGAGGAACAGGGAUGUGGCCGAGCUCGGGAAGAAGAUCUCGCUGCCAGAAGGCGAGCAGCAGAAGCAGCAGGAAGUCGUGAGCGAGUGGAAUUUUUGCGUUGCGGAUUCGUCGUCGAGUUCGUCAACUUCUGGCAAAGGAGAAGCCAAGCCCGAGGAAGAGGAGAAGAAAUGAAGAAAACUUACCACAGAACUUAAAAUAUGAGAUUUUUCACUGCGAUAUAGUAAAAAGUUUCAUCUCCA
Selaginella moellendorffii is the source of this 1338-nucleotide messenger RNA. Its product is annotated as serine/threonine-protein kinase fray2. The coding region runs from base 191 to 1270 and encodes 359 amino acids. NCBI's taxonomy places the organism in Eukaryota, Viridiplantae, Streptophyta, Lycopodiopsida, Selaginellales, Selaginellaceae. The transcript has a single exon. Gene Ontology annotation, molecular function: ATP binding; protein serine/threonine kinase activator activity; protein kinase activity. The record is from RefSeq and is a predicted model, not a curated record. Gene Ontology annotation, biological process: protein phosphorylation.